UCCCUGCUGACGUCAUACCACUAGAGUCAAUUCGAUCACUCGUCUCAAUGUCGCGAAAUCAGACGCGGGAUUCCUAGACUGCAUGACAAUCAUUCCACUAUCAAUUUCUCGAUAUCACUGAGUUCUCAUUUCUUUGGGAAAGGGUGAAUCAUCUUAUGGGGAAGAAUUUUUAAUGGAUUUUAAUGAUGAUUUAUGAAUUUAUUUUAUGAACAUCAGUUCAUGCUGGGGACGUCAUCAGUGAAACGUAAAAUCGGAAUUCUAUCGGAUAAAUAAAUGAAGAAUUUGUGAAAACGAUAUGGGGAUGGUUUUAAAGGGCUGUUUUGGAGCAAGAGACGGCCGGGGAUUUAAAUAACGGAAACACGUUGGGGUAGGGCAGGUCGUGCUAUCAUCCCGGUGUGAAGAAAAAUAUCUCGGUUUCAGGUGAAGAGUUAUUCAUGUCUUUUGAAGAAAUUGUUGAAGGGUGAACGUUCUUUGAGGGAGCGAUUCUGGGGAUAAAAUGAGCAGUCGAAUCAGGUCUCUGCUUCAUAAGAAGCUCCUUCAGAAAACUGGACUGGCAGAUCUCCCAAUUUUCCAACAUUUAUCCCUGAAGCUUGACAAAACCACAGGUUCUUUCAGCUACGAAAUCCCCUUAAGAACUCCAAGCUACGAUCUUCGGAGUCAGUCAGACCUCCUGUCAUCCUUGAUAAUCGAGGACGAUCUCUUCUCCAGGAUAAAUCUAACCCGGCGAAAAAAUAACGAGCUCCUCUCGAUCGCCCUAAAGAGAGACAGCUUCGUAAAACAAAUCCUAGAAAAAAACUCCCACCAAGUGACACCUCCAGACAUCACCGAUGAUAAUAAAAAAAUAGUAAUCGACUUCUCAUCUCCAAAUAUCGCCAAGCCCUUCCACGUUGGUCACCUGCGUUCCACGAUAAUUGGCAAUUACAUUUCCAACCUGAACACUUACCUGAAAAAGAAUGUAAUUAAGUUGAACUAUUUAGGAGACUGGGGCACGCAAUUGGGAUUUGUAAUGCUAGGGGUGGACCUGCUGGCGAUUCCAGAGGAUAAGAUGAGGGAGGAUCCGAUAAAAAAAUUGUACGAGGCGUACGUCCACGCGAAUAAAUUAUCAGAGAAUGAUCCUGAGGUCUUAGAAAGAGCCAGAGAAAUUUUUCAAAGACUGGAGAAGGGAGAGGGUCUGCAGCGAUGGGAGAGCUUCAAAAAUAUUACAGUCGAGGAACUCCAGAAGAUUUACCAGAGGAUAGGGGUGACUUUCGACGAAUAUCACUGGGAGUCGUCCUAUAAUUUUUCAAGGAUCAAGGGAGUGAUUGAUCGUAUGGAGACACUGGAAUUAUUAAAGGUUGAUGAGCAAGGCAGAAGGGUUGUUGCCAUCAGUGAUCAGAGGAAUCUGCCCAUUAUUAAGAGUGAUGGAUCCACUCUGUAUGUCACUAGGGACGUCGCGGCUGCUAUCGAUCGUAUGAGAAAAUAUAAUUUUGAUUCGAUGUAUUAUGUAGUAGAGUCCGGACAGCAUGACCACUUCAAUAAUUUGGUCAAUAUUCUGGAGAGGAUGGGGUACGAAUCAUCCAGGAAGCUCCAUCAUGUCAAGUUUGGGAGGAUCUCUGGAAUGAGUACUAGAAGAGGAACUGCUGUGUUCUUGAAAGAUUUCUUGGAUGAGGCCAGGGAUGCCAUGAGGGAGCAGCAGAAAAUUAAUGCAAGGACGAAGGUGGAUUUGAAUUCUGAGGAUGGGAGCUCGGAUAUUCUAGGAAUUUCAGCAGUCGUUGUUCAUGAUUUGAAGCAGAGGAGAACGAAGGAUUACAAAUUCAGCUGGGAUGUAGCACUAGAUAUAAAGGGAGAGACUGGUGUAAAACUCCAGUACACUCACUGUCGUCUAUCGGGAAUAGAGGAGAAUAGCGGUGCCACUCUGCCAAGUGAAUGUAACCCACAGCUGUUGACAGAGCCAAUCAUCAAUGAUCUAGUCAGCGCAAUUAGUCAAUUUGAUGAAGCGGUUGUUUUAUCCUAUCAGACACUGGAGUCAUGUUACUUGGCCAAGUACCUGUUCAAUUUGAGCCACACAGUGAAUAAGACGAUCCAGGAAAUAAGAGUCAAGGGUGAAUCAUCAGAUAUUGCAGCGCAGAGACUUCUCCUGUAUCAUUCCACUAGAAAUGUAUUGAAUACUGGGAUGAAGCUUCUUGGUUUAAAACCUCUGAAUAAAAUGUAGAGUUGAAUGAUUCA
Molecule: messenger RNA, 2205 nt
Organism: Fopius arisanus
Lineage: Eukaryota; Metazoa; Arthropoda; Insecta; Hymenoptera; Braconidae
Gene: ArgRS-m
Product: arginyl-tRNA synthetase, mitochondrial
Exons: 7
Coding region: 497-2191 (564 amino acids)
Biological process (GO): arginyl-tRNA aminoacylation; mitochondrial translation
Cellular component (GO): mitochondrion
Molecular function (GO): ATP binding; arginine-tRNA ligase activity
Source: RefSeq, a predicted model, not a curated record